Ramularia collo-cygni is the source of this 456-nucleotide messenger RNA. RefSeq names its product Ubiquitin-conjugating enzyme E2 2. Gene Ontology annotation, cellular component: HULC complex. Lineage: Eukaryota; Fungi; Ascomycota; Dothideomycetes; Mycosphaerellales; Mycosphaerellaceae. The record is from RefSeq and is a predicted model, not a curated record. Gene Ontology annotation, molecular function: ubiquitin conjugating enzyme activity. The transcript is spliced from 3 exons. Gene Ontology annotation, biological process: proteasome-mediated ubiquitin-dependent protein catabolic process; protein polyubiquitination; DNA repair. The coding region runs from base 1 to 456 and encodes 151 amino acids.
AUGUCGACGGCGGCCAGGAGGAGACUGAUGCGUGAUUUCAAGCGCAUGCAAACCGAUCCCCCAGCUGGUGUCAGCGCGAGUCCGAUCGCAGACAACGUUAUGACAUGGAACGCAGUCAUUAUCGGACCUUCAGACACGCCAUUCGAGGAUGGCACCUUUCGUCUCGUCAUGCAUUUCGAGGAGCAAUAUCCGAACAAGCCGCCUGGAGUGAAGUUCAUCUCCCAAAUGUUUCAUCCAAACGUCUAUGGUACGGGCGAGCUAUGCUUGGACAUUCUGCAAAACCGAUGGAGUCCUACCUACGAUGUUGCUGCGAUCUUGACGAGUGUACAGAGUCUGCUCAACGAUCCCAACACCUCCAGUCCCGCCAACGUCGAAGCCAGCAACCUCUACAAGGACAAUAGGAAAGAGUACACAAAGCGCGUUCGGGAGACGGUUGAGAAGAGCUGGGACGAUUGA